AUGGGGAUAAAAAAUGAUAAGAAUAUAUGUCAUGACAAAGAGGAUAUGAUUGAAUCUGUGAGAAACACUCCAACAGAGUUUCAGGAGUACCAUAUACAAAUGCAGGCAGCAAAGAGAAGUCAAGCACCUCCUCCUUCGCAAGGAAAAAGUACUUAUGUUUGUUUUAUCAGAGCUUUAACUGAUGAGGUGGUGACUGGUCAUGUUUGUUCAGGAAGGAAAGCAUGCUCAUACUCCCAAAUCUGAGAUGUUUUUAUUUGUGAGACGACUGGUCGUGUGCAUGUUUGUGAUGAUACUUGCAGGGAAGUUGUCCUGGAUCAAUCUAAUGGGCUUUUGGUCUGCACCAUCUCUGGUCACUGUUCUGAUAGAUGGCUCUCUCCCAAUGAGGAAUCAGAUUUAUUGGACAUAGCUGAAGAAGAUCGCAGACUUCUGAGUGUUGACCUGCUGGCCCGACUAUCGGCAAUAGACCCUGACAAUGGAGGCAAAGCGCUCCACAUUCUGGAUGGAGGCAUGCUUGAUGAGGAGGUAGUCACCUGCAAAGAGAAGGUGUGA
Molecule: messenger RNA, 549 nt
Organism: Elaeis guineensis (African oil palm)
Lineage: Eukaryota; Viridiplantae; Streptophyta; Magnoliopsida; Arecales; Arecaceae
Source: RefSeq, a predicted model, not a curated record